UUUCUUUACUUAAAUAUAAUAUAUUUUGUGAGCUAUAUAAGUGACUCCAAAUAAAACAUUUAUUUUUUGUUGUUGCUAUUAUUGAUUUCUCAGCAAAAAAAACUGUGACCUAAUAUAUAUAUAUAUAUAWUUUUGUCAAUACAUUUACAAUACAGUAUAUAUCAAUCGUCUCGUCUUAACAGUUAUAAAAUUCAUAAUAUUAUAUAUAUAUAUAUAUAAAAUAUUAUACAAGUAUAUUGUGUUAACAACAGUUCUGAAAAAAUAGUUAUAUAUUUGUGAGAGAAAGAGAGAGAAAAAAUAAAGUAAUAAAAAAAAAGGAAAAGUAGUCUUAAAGCACAGUCAUGUCAGCCCAUCCAUUGACCGGUGAUCACGAAGACGACUACGAAGAUGUCGAGGAAACGAAAAACGAUAUUAAGACAAACAAAUGUGGUCCAAUCAGCGUAUAUGUCCAGGGCAACAUUAAUAAUAUUACAUUAACCACUCCCGUUUUUAUGACUGUCCACGAUCUGGGAACUAAUCAUACCGAGUUUCACAAGCUUGUUGAGCACCCAUGUAUGGCCAAAUUGAAGGCCCGUUCCGUUUGGUUGCACGUGGAGAUACCCGGCCAAGAGUUUGACGCACCCGAUCUGCCCGAGUCGUUGGAAUUUCCGUCGAUGGACACACUGGCCGAGGAACUGGUUAAUGUCCUCAACUAUUUCAAUAUUAAAUAUUGCGUGACGUUGGGUGAGGGCGCCGGUGCCAACAUAAUAGCCCGUUUUGCGAUAGCACAUCCCGAUCGAGUAUUGGGCAACAUAUUGAUUCACCCGACACCAAAUGUCGAGGGUGUUAUGCAAUACUUUCACGAUAAGAUGAUGACCUGGCGCUUGAACACACUGGGCAUGAACUCGGCAGCGGAACAGUAUCUGGUUUUCCACAAGUUUGGAGCGCACGAAAACAUACAAAACAGAGACCACGUUAUUAAAGACUACAUACAGAAGCUUUACAGUCGUAUGAAUCCCAAGAAUCUAAGACUUUAUGUCGAGUCGUUUCUGGCUCGUACCGAUUUGACACCGCAAUUGAAGGACAAGAUGAAAGUGGACACAAUGUUGUGCUCCGGUUCCCGUAACUCUCACUCCCAUCAAGUCGAUCAAAUGCAGGCGGCUAUGGACCCAAAGUUGACUACACGGGUCAAAUUGGACGACUGCGGUGAUGUCCUACAGGACACACCCGAGGCUUUUGCCUAUGAUUUGCUGCUCUUUUGCCAGGGAUUAGGACUCUUUUCGGCUCUUCCAGUGUCACGUCACGGAUCUAUCUGUGCCUAAACUACUGGUGCUGUGCUUUAUUGUCUGUUCUGUACUGUUCACUGACUAAUUGUAUUAGACAAUUGAUGUGAUGAACACAAUAUAUAUAUUUAUGAAGAAAUUCAAUCACUUAAAAAAAGUGUGAUUUAAAUUAGAGUAAAUUAAGCCAUGUUUUAUUUUCUAUUAGUUUGCUAACAAUUUAUAUACAAUACCUGGCUAAUUAUAUUGAUUUUUUAGUUAUAUUACCAAUGUACUAUUUGAUAGUUAUCUAAAUAUAAGUAGCUAAAUAGUCAUAUAAUACAAUUUUCUAAUAAUGACACAAUAUUUU
This is a messenger RNA of Oppia nitens, 1608 nucleotides long. RefSeq lists its product as uncharacterized. The coding region runs from base 342 to 1301 and encodes 319 amino acids. NCBI's taxonomy places the organism in Eukaryota, Metazoa, Arthropoda, Arachnida, Sarcoptiformes, Oppiidae. Gene Ontology annotation, cellular component: cytoplasm. The transcript has 10 exons. The record is from RefSeq and is a predicted model, not a curated record. Gene Ontology annotation, biological process: signal transduction.